AUGCAUCCUUCCACCGAAGCAGGGCCAUCACGACCCGGUCGCUCGCGUUCAAAAAGUCUCGCCAAGAAGGCAGAGGAUCCAGCCCAAUCCGCAAUGCUGCUCCACCACUCCAACAUGGACGACAUGCCCGUCUUCUCUCCCGUCCUCCGCAAGAUUCCUCGUCCGCCUAAUGCUUUCAUUCUCUACCGAUCCGCCAAAAUGCGCGAGAUCUCAAACAGCGACAAGAAUCGUAACACCGGUACCGGCCUAGGCAAGCUGGACUACCAGCGCCAGUUGAGCAAACAAAUCGGCCAGCUCUGGCGUAACGAGACCCCAGAGGUCAAAGCCGCUUUCUACGACAAGUCAAAGCAAGCAGCUCGAGAACAUGCUCAGCGAUACCCAGAGUAUCGAUUCAAGCCCGGCAAAAAGGGGGCUGCAGCCGCCGACGAUCCCUCAACCUCUUCCACCCCCACCAAAUCAGUAGCCGAUACCACCUCACACUCUCGCACCGGCAGCAACGACUUCUCCCCCGUCAGCGGCCCCGUAUCGGGCUCAGGAUCCGGCAGCGGCCGCAAGAGGGCCUCGCUCGAAAGCGCAAGGUCAAAAGCUUCGCCCUAUUCUGCAAGUCACCACCGCCGCUCAUCUUCCACCAAUUCCACCUCCCCCACCCGCAGGCGAUCCAGCGACCCGAUCAAGCAAGGUCCAAUCCACCAUGUUGAUCCCGUUGCGCUACACCAACCAACACCAAGCUUGGUUAUUGCUCCGCAACAGCAGCAACGCCAGUACACCUCUCACCGGUCGUCGGCCGAGCAUGCGCCCACGCAUCCAUCGUCACAAAACUCCUUCGACACGCUUCUUCCACCGCACCUCCGAGAGCGGUCUCGCGUCUUCCUGGCUCCGCUCGACAAUCCCAACGCCCCUCCAAUUCCUGUCGGUCAGGCUAUCACCACGACUCAGGCGGUCCCAGUCGUCACACCCAAACGUGAAGCCUCUCCUCCACGACACAGGCCCAAGAUGGGUCUCGCCGAGGCCGUCAAGCGCGCCCUGCCUCCCGAGAGACGCGCUCUUUUGCAUGCUUCCCUCAUCAGAAAGGGUCUCAUACCCGUCUCUGACCAAGACGCCCCAUCGCCGCUCACCCAAGGCCUGCCUUGUCCUCCACCCACAUCCGAGCAAGCUACGCAGAGCCAGUCUGCAUCCCAAGGCUCCACACCGAGCCUCGUGCAGACAGACUCGUGGAGCUCGAUCACCAAUUCUAGCAUCCAGAUGGACAGGUCGCAUACUUGGCACGCUCAGGCAUCGAUCAUUCAAGGAGAGACCUCACCUGACUCUUCUUGGCCAACAGCAAAUGCCACGAGCACAGAGGACCUGCUUCCCUCGCCAGAUCCUGCAUUGCAGGAUUCCGUUCCCAUGCCACCGACCCAAGGCUCGAGCAUCAACAUCAGCAUGAGGCCUGCCGACGCAGCACGAUACCACGAACUCUCGGUCUGGAAUCUGCCCGAGCAAGACUGGUCCCAGAACUCAUGGACGUGGGCAGACCCAGCCAGCGACAGUACCAUGCCCGCAUCUCAAGCAUCCGUCGCCAUGACCUUUGAUGUGAAUGAUUCGACGAUUUCUCAGGACGCACACACCGCGGCCUCGCAGACCAUGUCCCAACACCAUGCACCAGUGGACGUCGCCUUCAACAACAUCGACUUUGACAGGUACAACCCUGCGGAGGCCAUCUCUGAGCUCGAUCGCGCCAUCAAUGCGGCCAACUCGGCCAUUGUCUUGGUGUCACAACCAUCGCAAGAUGGUGGUGUGCACGGCCACAUGUACGGCUUGGACGGCGAGCUGAUCGGUCACGGCACAGUCAAUCCUCCCGAGGCAGAGCCUCCCUCUGGGCUCAGCGCAGAGGAAGAGAGCCAGCAACGAGCGGUAGAGCUGCUUCUCGAGCAGAUGAUGGGUGCAACGAGCCAGCACGCGCACGACUCUCAAUUGCAGCCGUACAACGCGGAUGCCAGCCCGAGUUUUGCGGAUUCGCAGUCGCAGAGCUUCCACGAUGCACAGCAGUGGCCAGAGUGGCAGCACUCGGUCUUUUCGGCGACGCCGUCCGGUCCGAUCAUCAAUGCGACAGAUUCGCAAAGAGACGCAGCGUCGGCGCGAUCCUCAACCGCAACCUCGCAGUGCCAAUUCAGACACGACGACGCGACGCCUGUUAACUUCGCCUCGUCGAUAUCGUCAGGAAACGCCUGCUUGCAUGCUGGUGGCCCAUCCGAGGCGCAACACCGCAACGACCAAGGAUAUACAGCGCUCCACGGCAAUGCACACGCCCAGCAAGACCAGGAGAACACUCCAGCCGAAUCUGCAUCGGCGAGCCGCGGCUUGCGAGGCUGGAAGGCAGCCCAGCUCAGCUCGAUCAAGGAAAAAUUUGCGCGCAUACGCCAACGAUCCACGUCCACCCCACCCAUCCCCUCCAUGCCGUUGCUUUAG
Molecule: messenger RNA, 2448 nt
Organism: Moesziomyces antarcticus
Lineage: Eukaryota; Fungi; Basidiomycota; Ustilaginomycetes; Ustilaginales; Ustilaginaceae
Exons: 1
Coding region: 1-2448 (815 amino acids)
Biological process (GO): regulation of transcription by RNA polymerase II
Cellular component (GO): nucleus
Molecular function (GO): RNA polymerase II cis-regulatory region sequence-specific DNA binding; DNA-binding transcription factor activity, RNA polymerase II-specific
Source: RefSeq, a predicted model, not a curated record